This is a messenger RNA of Symbiodinium natans, 726 nucleotides long. Lineage: Eukaryota; Dinophyceae; Suessiales; Symbiodiniaceae. The record is from the annotation of a GenBank genome assembly.
AUGGCGCCUGGCCAGUACUCCAUGGAUGCCAAGCAGCACACGAUGUCCCCUGUGGUGACGGGUGCGACAGUGAUCGGCAUGAAGUACAAAGACGGAGUCAUUCUGGCGGCAGACACGCUAGCGUCGUAUGGCAACGAAGCUCGAUACAAAGAUGUGUGCCGAUUGAAGAAGAUUGGUGAAUACACCUUGCUAGGUGCUGGUGGGGAGAUCAGUGAUUUCCAAUACUUGAGCAACCUUCUGGAUGAGCUGGCUGAUGAGGACUGGUUGCACGAGGACGGCUGCUCAAUGGGUCCGAAGGAGUAUUCUUCCUACAUUGGCCGCGUUAUGUACAAUCGGAGAAGCAAGUUCAAUCCCUUAUACAAUCAAUUCGUGGUGGUGGGGAAGAAGCAGGAUCAGGCCCCACACUUGAUGUACGUGGACCAUCAAGGAACUGCUUUCGAGGAGGACUUUGUGGCAACAGGAUUUGGAAUGCAUCUGGGAAUACCCCUUCUCCGCAACAACUGGCGACCUGAUAUGAGCCUAGACGAGGCCAAGGCUUUAGUGACCAAAUGUCUGGAGGUUUGCUUCUAUCGCGAUUGCAAGGCAUACUGCAAAAUUCAGAUCGGCGUUUGCACGGGCACCACGGUUGAAAUCAGCCCUCCAACAACCAUCAAUCAUUUCUGGGGACACGGAGCAUGGACGGAACGUCGCCUGGAGGAGACAAGUGAUUCCACAGGAACGUGGUGA